AUGAGUAAGAGGAUGCAGGAGCCAGAUUUGCAAAGGCUGCUGGGCGGGUCUCCAGAGCCUUGGCGCCGCCGGUGGAGAAGCUGCCGGCACCUGCAUUGCGCCCGGGUCCUCUCACCCUCGCUCUCGUCCUGUUGCAUCGACGGCGAUGGCGCUGAGGACAAGGACCCGGACGACGACCGUGUCUGCGCGGCUUGCGGCAACAUUUAUGCCCCAGACUCCAGGGGCACCUUUUUCCGCGACGGGAAAACGAAAAUCGGAUGGAAGUGGGACAGGGAGGGGCAGACCCUUCCUAACUGCCCUCUCGCCCCCGCGAUGGGACAGACUUCGUGCUCCUGUGGGAGGAGACGCUGCGACCCCGCGCGGUGGGCCGAGCGGCAGCGACUCCUGCGGUGGCGCUGGCGCCAUAAGUUCCAGCGGAACCUCCGCGCGGCCGGGCAGCUCCUCGAGGAGGAACGCAGUGCCACAGAGAGCUGCGCCCGCGCCCGCGCCCGCGCGGUGCACUUCGCCAAGCUGAGCGCGCCCUGGGAGUUGCUAGUGUUCUACGCGGAGGAACUGAGCCUGCGCGCGCCGCCGCAGGCCCGACCCAACUCGGACUCCGACCGCUCGGCGGAGCUGCUGCGUCGCCUGCGCCUGCGCAACCCUUUACAGCAACACAUGCUGGACUUCUGCACGUGCACCUUCUGCCGCUCUGAGCUGGACAAAUUCCUGGGCAGCGAUUCCCACGACUCCUACUUCUCCAACACGCAGAGGCACCUCGUGGGAUGCUGGCACAAGUACCAGCCCCUGGACCACGUACGAGAGUACUUUGGGGAGAAGGUGGCCAUCUACUUUGCCUGGCUAGGCUUCUACACAGCCUGGCUGCUGCCUGCUGCCCUUGUGGGCACCCUGGUCUUUAUCUCUGGUCUGGUCACCAUAGGCACUAACACACCAGCACGAGUUGCUGUUGUGCCCUCUCUCCCUCCCUCACUGCUGGGGUACCUCUUUGGCCAUCCAGGGCCUGUGUUCUUCAGCAUCUUCAUGUCCUUCUGGGCCAUGGCCUUCCUGGAGCACUGGAAGCACAAGAGCAUCACCUUGGUCCAUCACUGGGACUGCAGUGACUUCCAGGAAGAGGAGGAGUGCCCACGUCCAGAGUUUGCUGCCCUAGCCCAGCAGAUGGCCCAGAACCUGACAGGCCUGAAGGAGCCCUACUUCUCACCCCACAACCGCAUUCCUUGCCUACUCACCAGCUCUGCAGCCAUCCUCGUCAUGCUGUGCGUGGAGAUGAUUUUCCUGGUGUCUGUCAUCAUUUACCACAGCAUCGUCAGCAUUGCAAUGUUCCACGUGGGCAACCCUGUGCUCAUGACCCAAGUUCCUUCCACCGCUCCACGUGGCUGGGCUCCAGAUAAUGGCCGUCACUCUGCCUGGGCUGGCAACAUUGCCGACAUCAGCAGCACUGUGCUCAACCUGGUGCUGAUCCUCCUCUUGGGCCAGUCUGCUCAGCCAUUCUCAGAUGAGGGUGGCCAGGGGAGCAUGGCUGGCAUUAGAGGAAGUCGGUGGGACACCCAGAUCACGCAGGAGCUGGGGUGCUGGGAGGAGGAAUAUGGGCUUAUCAAGUGUGAGGACCUGUUUGAUGAAUACCUGGAGAUGGUGCUGCAGUUUGGGUUCAUCACCAUCUUUGUGGUGGCCUUCACACUGGUGGCCCUGUUUGCUCUGAUCAACAACUGGGUGGAAAUCUGACCGGAUGCCCAUAAGUUCGUGUGUGAGUACCGGCUGCCAGUGGCUGAGCAGGCACAGGGCAUUGGGAUCUGGCUGCUCCUGCUUGAGGCCAUGGCCCACCUUUCAGUCAUCGUGAAUGCUUUCCUCAUCGCCUUCACGUCGGACUUCCUGCUGCGUCUCCUGUACCGGCACGAGCAGCACAGCCACCUGCGCGGCUAUGUUAGCUUCACGCCGGCGCCCACACCUCCUGCGUACCUUGCUCAGGGCAACCACACGCCCUGCACCCGCCAGGUACAAGCCUUUCUCGACGCGCAGGAGAACCUCACCCUCUUUCACUGGAAGUUGCUGGCUGUGCGUCUGGGCUUCCUCAUCGCCUUCGAGGUAGGCUCAGCCAUCUGCGCGUCGGACAGACCUGAGUUCAAGUUCAGGCUCUGCCGCCGACCCGCUCACGUGGUGUUCUUCUUGUGCCUCAUCGCCUGGCUCGUGCCCGGCGUGCCAGCCGGACUGGCCACCAAGAUAAAGCGCGGGCGCUACCUUGGCCAAGCAGGCGCUGGCGGUCAACCGGGAGGCGCUGCUCUCUGUCAGCACGGCCCGCGGACACUGGCCCCACCCCUGACCACGCCCCCUAGACCCGCCCGAGGCCUUAGCAGGGGCGUUGUCCCCGGAGCCCAGGACGCAGGGGCGAGUGAGCCAGGACUGCCCUUCCAGGACCCUAGGUCCCCCAGGAUGCUCCUUCGAUUGGGGUCCUCUGCUUCUGGCUAG
Messenger RNA from Ceratotherium simum simum (southern white rhinoceros), 2457 nucleotides. The record is from RefSeq and is a predicted model, not a curated record. Lineage: Eukaryota; Metazoa; Chordata; Mammalia; Perissodactyla; Rhinocerotidae.